GGAUUUCAAUUAUGGUCAGUCUUUUUUUCUAAAUAGAAUUUUAAUGGAAAUACAAACAAUUGUUGUCGACAAACAGCUGCCACCGCCGUGCCGCUCUCCGUAUUACCGCCGUCCCUCGCAACCGAAGCCAAUUGUACGACGACCCUUCCAUCCACUGACAGCGUUGCAGGAUGACGACAACCCGGUGGUGGGGUACAAACACUGUAUCUGCUGUUUCACCGUCCGCUCUGCAGUCGCUAUUAGAACUCACCACGUCAAAACUUCAUCGUUGCUACAAAACAGUCUCGAGUGUCGUCCCCACAGUCGUCGCUACAGGACAGUGUCGUAUUCGCAGUUGUUGCAGCCAUCUUGAGUGGACUACACUGCGUUCCAAUAAUUGUUUUCUCGGAUCCGAUUCGCCGUUCGCGCUCUUUCAGCAGACGCCUAGAUUCUUCUAUUUGUCGUCAUCGGCAGCAUGUCAUUCGAAACAGGUCAAUUUUUUUCCGUAUUAUAUUUUUUCGUUAAAAUAUUAAUUAUUCCAGCUUUGAUACUUAUAUUAAUAAUAGGUACUCGUAGUUUUAGGACUAUACUUCCAACCAUCACGACUUAAUCUAGUGACUUCCACGCUGACACCAUCGCCAUCGCCAACGCCAACGCCAAUGCCAAUGCCAACGCCACCACAAAGCCACCGUCCAUUGUAGUUAACGAG
Cinara cedri is the source of this 688-nucleotide messenger RNA. NCBI's taxonomy places the organism in Eukaryota, Metazoa, Arthropoda, Insecta, Hemiptera, Aphididae. The record is from the annotation of a GenBank genome assembly.